GUCACAUUGUUGUAUCUUGUGUCAUGCUGUGAGAAGGAUACACAUUAUUUGAAGGAUGGUACAUGCUGUAAGAAGUGUGGACCAGGUAAGCGGAUGUUGGUGGAUGAUAACUGCGAGGACCCGCGCUGUCAGGACUGCCAAGACGGAGAAUAUCAGAGUGGCUACACAAGCGAAAACAGAUGUGAGCGCCAGCCCAGCUGUGACCCUAGUGAAUGUAAAUCUGGAUAUGUUCAGAACACUCCUGGCAGUUCAACCUCAGAUCAGACCUGUGUGGCUGGUACACCCAAUUACAGAGUUCUCAUUGGGGUGGGAGUUUCUCUGUUAAUCGUCGCAAUUGCAGUAUUCGUUUUCAUUAAAAAAAGAAAAUCUGGAUGUUAUAAGCUCCACAAAAAAACCAUAGAGGUCUUAACACAUGGAGAAAAUGAAGAUGUGGAGAGAGCAUACCGACCAGUAAUUCAACAGCCUCAGGAGAACAUUGACCACAGCGUGCCCGUGAGCCCCACGCUAAGCAACUUGACUGACAAUGGAAAUUACGUAGCACAAGAGGAUGGCAAACUCACUAUUACCCCAACUACUGAAUCAAAUUCAUUUUCGUAGAGCACAGUCUUCUGCAAAGUACAGACAGCUGUGCUCCCAUCAUGUUACAAUCAUCUAUAUAAAUAGAGCAUUACACUAUAAAGCACUGCUUUACUCUAAAUGUCUUCAUGUGUCUUACAUGUGUCUUAAAUAGCCUGACUGAAACAUGAAAUACUUAUAAGUACAAAUAUAUAAAUACUACUCACUGCUGCUGAGUGUUCGCAGUUGCAUUAGCACUUGCAUGUGAUUGUUACAAUAUGCUGAAAUACAGAGUUCUGGCAUGAAACUCUAGAUGGCGCACGGUCCGAUAGGUCUAACUCAAUCUGACACAGCUGAUUGGUUCUCUCCUGUAUCGAGCCAAUGAGCUCGCUGCUCAACAUUCAGAUAUAUGACUAGGGCUUGCCGUAGCAGUGGCAGCUUGCU
Sinocyclocheilus grahami is the source of this 999-nucleotide messenger RNA. Its product is annotated as tumor necrosis factor receptor superfamily member 5-like. The record is from RefSeq and is a predicted model, not a curated record. Lineage: Eukaryota; Metazoa; Chordata; Actinopteri; Cypriniformes; Cyprinidae. The transcript has 6 exons. Gene Ontology annotation, biological process: immune response-regulating cell surface receptor signaling pathway. Gene Ontology annotation, molecular function: protein binding. Gene Ontology annotation, cellular component: external side of plasma membrane; CD40 receptor complex. The annotation marks the transcript as partial.